Molecule: messenger RNA, 2280 nt
Organism: Microthlaspi erraticum
Lineage: Eukaryota; Viridiplantae; Streptophyta; Magnoliopsida; Brassicales; Brassicaceae
Source: the annotation of a GenBank genome assembly
AUGGGAAGUCCGGGAUCAGGUGCGGCGGAUUGCACGGUUGGGUCUAUUGUGUGGGUCAGGAGGAGGAACGGCUCGUGGUGGCCGGGGAAGAUACUUGGACAAGAAGAUCUUGACUCUACCCAAAUCACUUCUCCACGAUCUGGAACUCCGGUGAAGCUCCUCGGGAGAGAAGAUGCAAGUGUGGAUUGGUACAAUUUAGAGAAAUCCAAGCGGGUCAAGCCAUUUCGGUGCGGCGAUUUUGAUGACUGCAUUGACAGGGUAGAAUCUACCCAGGGGUUGACAAUAAGAAAGAGAGAAAAGUAUGCUCGUAGAGAAGAUGCGAUUCUCCAUGCUCUUGAACUUGAAAAGGAAAUGCUGAAAAAGGAAGCGAAACUAGUCCCUGAAAAGCCUAAAGAUGACUCUCCUGAUGCAGCCAAGGAGAGAAUGGUUAUAGCUAGAGUUCAGGAUAUCUCUAAUGGGACACGAGAAUCCACUGAUAGUCUAGGGCUCAACCAUGUUGGUGGUGCUGUGCAUUUGCUAAAAGAUAAAGACGAAGGUCAGCCUAGUUGUGAGAACGACGUUGUGCCUCGAAUGAGAGGCUUGCAGGACUUUGGGCUAAGAACUGCUUCUUCAAAGCGAAGGUUUUCAUCUUCUAAUGGCCCUGAUACUUCCUUAAAGUCUCUGGCCAGAAGCAACUCUUCAGCUUCUUCUAGUGGAGAUCAUAGCAUGGAGAGGCCCAGUUAUACACUCGGAAAGGAGAACUCUAGGAGUACGAUGGAAGCUAAAAGGACUAAAUAUAUGACUACACCAAAUGAAUCUAAUAAUGUUUUAGACCUGCAUGAGAGUUUUCGAAGCCAUAGGGAGGCAAUGCAUUCCUCAUUUCCCGGUGGUGAUUCUCGCUAUACGCUUUCAGAAUAUGACCCUCCUGAGUUUUUGGAAGAUAAUGAAUCUGAGUCUGAUGAGUCUGAAACUGAUUCUUCUGAUAUGGAGGAGGAUACUGAUGAUGACAUUCCCUUGCUGUCAGGAUCUGGACGUCAUCCAGAACGACACAAUAAUUUUAGUAGACAUAUGUCAGCAGAAGAUGAAAGCACCAGCAGUGAGGAAGAUUGUUAUGAGUCAUCCAUUUCUGGCGACUCUUCGUACCUUUAUUCCCAAGAUCCUGAUAACGAAGCUGGCACGGUUUCCAAGUGGCAGCUCAAGGGAAAAAGAAACCUGCGCAAUCUUCCAAGAAGGUCUGCACGGAAGAGAGAAAUGCACCGUAAUCGCCUGGAAGAAGGAAGGUAUUGUGAGUAUAAGAGAAGGGCAUUUGGCCAAAAGCCUAUAGGUUAUGGUUUAGAUUAUAAUGGGGCAAAUGAUAUGAGUGAUGGAACUGAUGACACUAAUCCCAGCGAAAGGCAGUUCGGGGACAGAAUGUUUGGACCAGCUGAUGAUGAUUAUCAGCUCUCAACUAUGGCUGCAUCUGGAUACAAGAACAUCUACAGCCAUGACAUGCUGGACUGGGAAGAUGAUCCUUGGGAAGGUCCGAUUGGUGUGAAGAAGAGAUGGGAAGAAAAACUCGAAGGUUUAGGUCAGGAGUUUGAUGCUUCCCAUCGACAUUUUGGCAGAAAGAUGUAUUCUCCAUUGAUGGAUGUGGAUUUAGAAGUGCGAGGAAGCUAUCAGAAAGGGCCUGUCCCAAUAGUCUCCCUUAUGAGUAAGUUAAAUGGCAGGGCAAUAAUUGGACAUCCGGUCGAAAUCGAAGUCUUAGCAGAUGGUUCCUCUGAGUCAUACUUUGGCAAUGAAACAACUUACCAUGAGAAACCCUUUUUACUUCCCCCUGCUUGGAAGACUGCAAGAAGGAGUAAUUCACGGGUUCCACGGCUGCAUCCAAUGUCAUCAUCACUUGAAGCUGAUGAUGAGGAUCACUCUCCAGUAGAUCAGGGAAGAAGACCACCGCUUAAGAAACUCGGUUUAGGAAAUUUGAGUAGUGAUGAGAACUCUGUCAGGAGAAGCAAUCCAAUGCGCAUUCCACGACCACCUGGAAAGCAGCAGCAGCAGCAAAAGAAGUUGGUGAAGAACACAAACGCAAGCCCUAGUCAAAAGACAAGGACACUAUCGUCAUUCAGCGGCGAACAAGGGCACAACGGGAUGAAAGCGUUACGAGACCGGACACACGAGCUCUCUAACAGACGGGUAUUACCAGGACCACCAACCGUGGCCUGUAUACCGGUCAAACUAGUAUUUAGCAGAUUACUCGAGAAGAUAAAUAGACCGCCAUCAAAGCCAACCGCGAAAGCCUUUAACGAGAGAAGAAGAGAUCAAUAA